GCAUAUCCGAAGACGUAUCCUUGAUUUAGAGUCGCGUGUCGUAGGUUGAAUAGCUAGGUUUAUCGCAUAGUGAUGUUUGUACGGCUCCGACCCCAUCCCAUCAGUUCGACGGUGCACGGCACGAGUAACUAACAAACCGACUCAGUCCACCAUAGUGCGUCGCGAGCGCUGGUUCGACCAUCACGCCGCACCGCCAAAGCCCCACCGCGCGAGCUGUGCAAACACAUAUACACCAUAGUGAAUGUCACACGACUCGACUAGUGUAUUCCGCCCGUUAAAACAUUUCAAUGGCGCCCGCGCAAAAGAACGUCGACGCCGACGUGUGCGACAGCGAUCUGCCGUCCCAAAUUAAAAUGAGACUUAUGGCUAUGGACAAUAAGAGCCAAAACCAAGAACAACAAUGUGAUAACAAUAAUUCCGUGGACAAUAUUAGUGAGAAAGUGAACGUAGAUACAGGGUUCGACUUACAAAAAUACGAGGCUAUGGAGUUCAAAUCUAAGUUUAGAUGGCCCGAUCUGACUGUACAAGUGUUGUUGCAUUUAGUUUCUAUUUAUGGACUGUACCUGAUAGUUACAUUUAAAGUGAAAUUCUUAACAACGAUUUUUGCAUUCCUGACAAUUUACACAUCAGGCUUCGGUAUCACAGCGGGCGUGCACCGACUGUGGUCACACCGAGCGUACCAAGCUCGUACGCCGCUACGGGUGCUACUGGCGCUGCUCUUUACCAUCACCGGACAGCGUGACAUCUACACGUGGGCGUUGGACCACCGCGUGCACCACAAGUACACGGAGACGGCGGCGGACCCGCACGACAUCCGGCGUGGCUUCUGGUUCGCGCACGUGGGCUGGCUCGUGCUCACGCCGCACCCCGCCGUCGAGGACCGCCGCGCCGCCUUCAGGCUCACCUCGAGGGACCUCGACUCCGAUCCUGUCGUUGCGUGGCAGAAGAAAUACUUCAUCCCUUUGUUCGCGCUGCUGAAUGUGAUCCUACCCGUAUGGAUCCCGUGGUACUGCUGGGACGAGUUGCUGGUGAACAGCUUUGUGGUCAGCUUCGUCACGAGAUUCACCAUCACGCUCAACAUCGCAUUCUGCGUCAACAGCUUUGCGCACCUGUGGGGGAACAAGCCUUACGACAGGUUUAUAAAAUCGACAGAGAGCCUGGCGGUAAGCUUGGCUGCCCUGGGUGAGGGCUGGCACAACUACCACCACGUGUUCCCGUGGGACUACAGGACCUCCGAGCUCGGCCGCAUCAACAUCUCCACAGGCUUCAUUGACGCUUUUGCUAAAAUUGGAUGGGCGUAUAAUUUAAAAACAGCAACAAAGGCCAUGAUUAUUAGCCGAGCGAAGCGGAGUGGGGACGGCACCUUGGGGGACAUGGAGGAGCCCGAUCCUACGCUGAAAAAUGAAGGCAUCGAAUGAGGCGACAUCUAGCAUAAUUAAUCGGCCUUCUUUUGAGACACCUGACGCUGGAAAGCGGCAAUUACAAUUAGAUAUAUUAUUUCGGAAAAACAUUCCUAUUGAGACAUUUUCAUUUUGUGCUCUAAAUUAAAUACUAUGUAAUAUGACUGUUAGAUUUUUGUAUUUUAUAUUAAAUGUUGUUCUUUAAAAAAGGGACUUUUCGGAAAAAAAUGACCAGUGUUAAUAUUAACGAUUAAAUAGGUAUUUGUACAAUUGCAAUCCGAAGCGAUAUUAUCGCUAAUUGCCAUAUAGUAUUUUUUUUUACCCGAAAACGGCACUUUAUACGGGUAUGUAAUAAUAAUUAGGUUCGUUAAAUACUUUGAUGUGUGUAAAAUGUAUUUAGCUUAUCACUGUCUUGAAAUUAAUAUAGGAAUAUAUUUUGACUAUAAGCUUAUUACUAGGUCAACUAUAUAUUAUAAAAGCGUGAUAUUGGUUUUGUAUCGAGUUACUGGUACAGAGUGA
Messenger RNA from Cydia splendana, 1919 nucleotides. RefSeq names its product acyl-CoA Delta-9 desaturase. NCBI's taxonomy places the organism in Eukaryota, Metazoa, Arthropoda, Insecta, Lepidoptera, Tortricidae. Bases 288 to 1418 code for a protein of 376 amino acids. Gene Ontology annotation, cellular component: endoplasmic reticulum membrane. The transcript has 7 exons. The record is from RefSeq and is a predicted model, not a curated record. Gene Ontology annotation, biological process: unsaturated fatty acid biosynthetic process. Gene Ontology annotation, molecular function: iron ion binding; stearoyl-CoA 9-desaturase activity.